Molecule: messenger RNA, 1430 nt
Organism: Physcomitrium patens
Lineage: Eukaryota; Viridiplantae; Streptophyta; Bryopsida; Funariales; Funariaceae
Biological process (GO): fatty acid transport
Cellular component (GO): chloroplast inner membrane
Molecular function (GO): fatty acid transmembrane transporter activity
Source: RefSeq, a predicted model, not a curated record
UAUUUGUGUUUUUUUUCUUCGUGUGUGUGAUGGGCGCAGUGUCACCGAGUCUUUUCUGCGUGCUCGUGUGGUUUUCUGGAGCAUGUGAGCACGAGUUUGCUGUAUAAGGAAUGUGCAACGCAUUUGAGUUUUAGAGGAAUUAGGGUUUUGGCGUUUUGCUGCAGUCUCGUGUUUUUCCUCGCAGUCUGUUUUUUUUCAAGUCUCCCCUGGCUAUUGGAGAGAUAGCAGAGAUGGAUUGUGUGAGAGCGAUGUCGUCUGUGUGCCCUGGGACGACGUUCAUGGCGAUUGGUAGAUCGGGCUUCGGCAAUGGUGCUGGCGAUGCAGCCAGUUUUCGUGGCAGGAUUGGGAGUUUUGCUCCCCCUAGAUUGCACGGAUCGCAGGUUAGGGGAGGAUUGCAAGGAGUGGUGGGUUUGAAGGGGUUCGCGUGGCCGAGGGGAGGCGGAGUGCGAGCCUCUUCAUCUGGAAUUGGGAUGACCCCGAGCGAGCCACUGGAUUCCAAGGCCGAUAAGGCUGCAAGUGAAGCAGAGGGGGAGUUCGAUUCUGUGAAGCAGUCGAUCGGAAGCUCUGUGGAUAGUGCCAAGGAGACGGCGAGUGAUGUGCUUGAUGACUCGAAGCAGUCAUUCGCGAGCACGGUGGAUAAAAAACGGGCGGGGGAAACUAAGAGUUUGGUUGAAGAUACUGCCAGUAAGGAACUGGAGAAGCUCAAAGACAUCACAAAUCAGCUCUUAGAGCAAGCAGAAAUUGCACGACAAAAGCUUGCUGCAACGGCACAGGAAACAGCCUACAAACAGAAAGACAAUUUAGCAUAUGUUGCUGAGAAUGGACCGGAGCCAGUGAAAGAAGUCGCAGGAUCAGCCCUUAACGCACACUAUUCAAACUCUGGAAAGAGCGGUUCUAAGAUUCACGAUUUCUGCUUAGGUAUCCCGUUCGGGAUUCUCCUCGCUGGUGGUGGUUUGCUUUGGUUUAUAAUUUCGGGUGGCACUUCCGCCAUCAGGUUCGGUGUCAUUCUGGGAAGUGCUCUUCUGUACUUGAGUGUGACGAGUUUGAAGAAGUGGAAAAAUGGAGAAUCCUCUAUGCCAUACAUCCAGGGCCAAGCAGCCAUCUCUGCUUUCCUUUUUCUCAGGUACUACCGACGUUUUACUGUAAACAAGUUGUUCUUUCCGACAGGAGUUACAGGCUUAUUAAGUGGGGCGAUGUUGGCCUUCUAUAUUUAUGUAUUAGUGUCUGGUGGGAACCCUCCCCCUAAGAAAUCCAAGAUUCAGUCUAGUUAGGGGGUCAAACUGUCCGACAAGCACCUUUUGGCUUUUCGAAUAUUCAUACCCCUCUCCUAGGCCGUCAUGCAAAGCUUAACAGGUGAUUCGUUCAAUUUUUGAAGAAGAAUGUAUUCAAGUCAUUUAAUGGAGCAUCAGUUUGGAAGUUCUUAAUGUCAA